AUGCAUUGGCGUGGGUUUCUGGCCUUGUUCGGGGUCUCCGUGGGCCUUGCUCAUGGAUUCUUGCAUCCUCCCCAUCGGUACAUCACAGCCAACGACACAAAGGAGGCCUUGAGCCAUAUCGAAAGCCCUCAUCUACAUUACAGGCUUGCUUCUUCCAAGCUUGAGUACCAGUGCGGUCCUGACUACGGAUCUUGCCCCAGCGGUACAUGCUGCUCGAGUGCAGGUAGGUCAUCAUUUCCUCGAGAACUCAAAUCAGGAUCUCACCGUCGAUUUGGGACAGGCUUCUGUGGGACAACUGUUGCUCAUUGCCGGUCUCCUGACUGCAUGAUUGACUACGGACGAUGUGAUGCUCACAAGUCUCCGACGGGACCGCCAACCAAGGAUGUCCUCCGCCCUCAUCUCGGGCGUGUGCCAUACAGCCCACAGGAGAUUCGUUCUUGCACUGUGCCGGGGACUAUCGCGCUCACGUUUGAUGACGGCCCCGGCCGUUACACUGGCGAUCUCUUGGAUCUUCUUGAUCGAUACGACGCACGGGCAACAUUCUUUGUCACCGGCAUCAAUAACGGCAAAGGUCAAAUUGACGAUCCGAAUCUGCCCUGGGCCGAAAUGAUCGAGAGGAUGGUCGUUGACGGCCACCAGGUUGCCAGUCACACGUGGUCGCAUGAAGAUCUCAGCAAGGUCACUUCGGAGCAACGUGCUGAUCAGCUGCUGAAGAAUGAGGGGGCUAUUCGAAACAUCAUUGGAAGCUUUCCCACCUAUAUGCGUCCACCAUACUCGAGCUGUCUUCCUGAUUCGGGUUGUGGGCAGGACCUUGACGAUCUGGGAUACCACAUCGUCCUCUACGACAUCGACACAGAAGAUUACAAGAAUGACAGCCCAGAACUCAUUGAGUUGUCCAAGGGCAUUUUCGAUCGCGCCUUGAAGAGCGGAAACCCCGAACAUACUUCUUGGCUGGUCAUCGGCCACGACAUCCAUGAACAGACUGUCCACAACCUGACCGAGCACAUGCUCAAGACCAGUAUAGAUCUUGGAUACCGCCCGGUCACAGUCGGUGAGUGUCUGCGGGAUCCGCGCGACAAUUGGUAUCGCGCCGAUAGUCGCUGGGCAGGAAACAAGACCAAAAAGGAGCAUCCGUACCGGGGGCCGAAAAAUUCUACCACUCCUCAGGUAUCUUUGGACGGCACUUGUGGAGCGAACUCUACUUGUUUUGGCUCUCGCUUUGGACUCUGCUGUGGCAGCAACAAUGUCUGCGGAAACACCACCUCCCAUUGCGGCUACGGCUGCAACAAAAAGGCCGGGUAUUGCUCCGUCGGUGUUCCGUCGAAUGGGGAUGCUCUAGCCUCUAGCUCUCCUGAAGCCAAAAGCGUUCGAUCAGAGGCAGAUUCCAGCCCCCGGGUCAUGGGGAGUGCGGCUGUCACCUCAUUUGCAUUGGCUUUGGUCGUUGCGAUGUGGAUGUAA
Molecule: messenger RNA, 1458 nt
Organism: Penicillium oxalicum
Lineage: Eukaryota; Fungi; Ascomycota; Eurotiomycetes; Eurotiales; Aspergillaceae
Product: chitin deacetylase CDA6
Exons: 1
Coding region: 1-1458 (485 amino acids)
Biological process (GO): carbohydrate metabolic process
Molecular function (GO): chitin binding; hydrolase activity, acting on carbon-nitrogen (but not peptide) bonds
Source: RefSeq, a predicted model, not a curated record